This is a messenger RNA of Rhizoctonia solani, 1563 nucleotides long. Its product is annotated as GMC oxidoreductase. Gene Ontology annotation, molecular function: oxidoreductase activity, acting on CH-OH group of donors; flavin adenine dinucleotide binding. The coding region runs from base 1 to 1563 and encodes 520 amino acids. The transcript is spliced from 20 exons. Lineage: Eukaryota; Fungi; Basidiomycota; Agaricomycetes; Cantharellales; Ceratobasidiaceae. The record is from RefSeq and is a predicted model, not a curated record.
AUGGCUCAAAUCCAGAGUGAAGCUGACAUUUUCAUUGGUGCCUUUUGUAGGAGGAACUGCUGCCUGUGUCGCCGCUGGUCGUCUCGCAAGGCGAACCCCGAACUUAGCAUCCUUCUGGUCGAGCAAGGAUCGAAUAACUACCAAGAACCCAGUGUAGUUACCCCCGCAGUAUUCUUGUCGCAUCUGGCUCCCGGCAGCAAAACCGCUGUUUUCUGGCAAGGUAACAAGAGUGAUGCCCUCAAUGGACGCAGCCCAAUCGUACCAAGUGGUCGGACGUUAGGCGGUGGAUCUAGUGUUAACUUCUUAAUGUACACGCGCCCGUCGGCUUCUGAUUUCGAUGACUGGAAAACCGAGGGCUGGGGGUCCAAAGAUAUACUCCCUUUACUCCGCAAGAUGGAAACUUACCACCUCGCCUCCGAUCGUGAAUCCCAUGGAUACGACGGGCCAUUAAAUGUCUCGUACGCCGACAAGGAAAAGUAUCCGGCUGUAGCACAAGCAUAUCUUGAAGUAGCCCAAAAGAGGGGCGUUCCAUUGGUCCAAGACAAGCAAGACCUAAACACUGGGCACGGUUGUCAGCGCUGGGCGAAAUGGGUUGAUCCAGUGACUGGAUUCCGACAAGAUGCUGCUCACCGGUACAUCCACCCUCUCUCCAAUAACAAGCACCUACACAUCAUGACUGGAACCAAGGUUGUCCGUAUCGUUUUUGAUGGCAACAAGGCUACCGGAGUCGAAGUUGUAGCAGAUAAGGAUACGGAUGCGGAUGCUGAUCAAACCUCUCGUAUUAUCAACGCCCGCAAGCUCGUAGUAGUCUCUGCUGGAGCAAUCGGCUCACCUAUUGUUCUCCAACGCAGUGGAGUCGAUGAUGCAGACACCAUCGAUCCAAUCAUGAACCAAGAUCCUGACUUUUUACAAGAGGCUCAAGGACACUUUACUCAGGGUAAAGGUGCACUUACCACCAAUUGGAUUGAUUCCGGUACCCAGCCGGUUAUGCUCCAAGCAGUCGUCGCGGGUUGGCUAGGACCACGGGAGGUCCUUCCUCAUAAGGAUGCUCGUAUGAUAAUGAUGGGCAAUUUCACUGCAUAUCCAAUUUCCCGGGGACAUGUGUAUAUCACAUCCACAGACCCAUAUGCCGCUCCUGAUUUCGACACUGGAUUCUUCAAAGAGCAAGCUGACGUGGAGGUUCACAUUUGGGCCUACAAACAUGCUCGUGAAAUUGCGCGUCGCCUACCUCAAUACCGAGGUGAAUUUGCGGCACUUCACCCCCAAUUCCCCGAGGGCAGUGCAGCAGCAUGCAUUAAACUCGAUGGGCCUCGGACGUUGACAAUGUCAAGGAUAUCUUCGUCGAAACAAUGGCACUCGGUUGCUACUGUGAUGAUGAAACCAAAGGACCAGGGUGGUUGCGUCGACGCGCGACUUAACGUUUACGGAACUCAGAAUCUGAAGGUCGCAGAUCUUUCUAUCAUUCCUGGAAACGUUGGAUCCAAUACCAAUUCGACUGCCCUGGUGAUAGGCGAGAAGGCGGCAACUAUUAUUGCAAAGGAUCUUGGCCUUCAGUUGGAUUAA